AUGAACACGUGCAAGUUUUCCUCUGAGAUGGCGGCCGUCACAGCAGCAAUUAUUGGCACUUUGGCCGUACUUGACACUUGGGACUGCUCCGUGUCCCUUGGCCCAGCUUCUACCAUUAUUCAAAUCGUGAAAACCAUCAUCCCCGGCGCCGCACCUCUCACGCCAAAUGGAAUCUUGGCCUUUUGGUCGGGUAGAAUUAACGGUACCAGUGAUCUCGUCCAGACGACCCUCGAAUCCUGGCUGGACAACUCUUGGUGUGGCGCCAAGGAGGGCCAGUGGUGCGUCUGCGCCUCACCUUUUAGAUCCUUUGAAAAACUCAUUGACGACGCUUCUGCUUUCUCGGGCACCCAGAAGGUCAAGAUCGAGUACUAA
Messenger RNA from Colletotrichum orchidophilum, 372 nucleotides. RefSeq lists its product as uncharacterized. The coding region runs from base 1 to 372 and encodes 123 amino acids. The transcript has 2 exons. The record is from RefSeq and is a predicted model, not a curated record. NCBI's taxonomy places the organism in Eukaryota, Fungi, Ascomycota, Sordariomycetes, Glomerellales, Glomerellaceae.